Molecule: messenger RNA, 402 nt
Organism: Papaver somniferum (opium poppy)
Lineage: Eukaryota; Viridiplantae; Streptophyta; Magnoliopsida; Ranunculales; Papaveraceae
Product: rRNA biogenesis protein rrp36-like
Exons: 2
Coding region: 1-402 (133 amino acids)
Source: RefSeq, a predicted model, not a curated record
AUGGUGACUUCCAGCAGCAGCGAUUAUGAUUAUAGUUAUUCUUCCAGCUCUUCUGAAGAGGAUUCCAAAGCUCCCGCAGCCAAAUCACGAGCUAAGAUGAAUCGUACUGAGGGAGCGAAGCCAAAAAAUGAUGAACCCGUGUGGGUGCCACGAGAUCUUAAGAUUAAGCCAGACCGGCGUACUAGGGAGAUCGAGAAACUGGUCAAAGCUGACCUUGAAGCUGAGCGUGAAAAAGAAGAGUAUUGGGAUUCCUUGUACAACGAUCCUGAGAUUCAUCCGGACUUCGUCAAUGGCCCUGACAGUGAUUCCGAUGAAGAAUUUGAAGAGGACUCCGCGAGUGAUGAUGAUGACGAAUCUGAUAAUUCUGACAAAUCUGAUAACUCCGAUGAAUCUGACGAGUAA